This is a messenger RNA of Heterocephalus glaber (naked mole-rat), 1106 nucleotides long. Its product is annotated as transmembrane epididymal protein 1A. Gene Ontology annotation, molecular function: structural molecule activity. The record is from RefSeq and is a predicted model, not a curated record. NCBI's taxonomy places the organism in Eukaryota, Metazoa, Chordata, Mammalia, Rodentia, Bathyergidae.
AUGGGAGGCUUUGAAGGUCAUCUGUACCCAGGGCUGUGUUUUUUCUUCUGUGGACUUUAUAAUGCACGACUAGUCUCUAGGGCUUUGAUAUGCAACUCCGUUGUCCAAUAUCCACCAUGCCAUCCUUGGAACAAAGGAAGAUGGGCAUGGCUACAGCAAAUACACUGUGUUGGCUUACUGAAGAUAUUGAACGCCUGCAUUUUAGUAGCUCAAGAGUUCUAUAACAUUCCUGGACAGUUAGUACUUAUCAGCAAGAUAUAUCACCAGAGAAACUUUAUGUACCACAAACAAUGGCAGCAUCUUACUCUCUAUAUGUCUUUCUUUCUGAAUGGAUGUUUAGACAUGGUGAGCCAGAACCUGCUGUCUCAGAGGUGUGCAGCUCUGGAGCAAGGUGCCCAAGCUCUGGGCACGUUUAUAUAUCUGCCCCUGAUGGUGUCUCACAUGCAGGACACAGAAGGAGUGGAGCUGCAGUCUCAUAUGCUGCUCACUCAGGCCAUAUUCCUGCUGACCCUGGCGGUGAUUGCAGAGCUGUGGGCUCCCAAUGAGCCACUAAUUUGGAUGAUGAAGGCCUUUUUUUAUAUGGUCACAGGUUCUUGGCUAAUGCAAAUAGGCUUUAUGCUAUACAAACCCAUCUCUGGCUAUAAAUGGAUGGAUGAUGACAAAAAUGACAUAGAGUUCACCACCACUUUCUUCUGUUGGCAUGUGUUUUUCAGUGCUAUUUUGAUGAUCUGGAUCUACAGCUUCUCUUUUGUGUGGUAUCGCUACAUUUUUGUUAAUGCCGGAACCAGGAUGUAUCCAAGUUGUUCCCUGUUUUUUGUAUACUCCAGGACAUCUGGAUGAGAAGCCAUGGGAGAUAUCGGCAAUGUGGUGGUAAUCCUGAUCAUUUUGCAAAGUACAUAAAAUCAACUCAAGAUAAAUCUGGGGGAAAACGAAAACUCCAAGUAAGGAUAGCAUUUGGAAAUGAGGGUGUAAUCUUCAUCAUCAUCCACCAGAGGGCACCAUCUCCUCGUGAGCCUGUAAAGGACCCUCACUCUCCCUUUGGAAUUGAUCUAUGAAUUUAAAAGAAGUGUAUAAUUGAUAUUGUGUAAUAGGAGGAAAAGGUCUAA